Molecule: messenger RNA, 744 nt
Organism: Adineta steineri
Lineage: Eukaryota; Metazoa; Rotifera; Eurotatoria; Adinetida; Adinetidae
Source: the annotation of a GenBank genome assembly
AUGAUAAAUACUGCUGAAGAUGAAGAAAAAGAACAAAAAUCUUCAUCUUCAAUCUUAAAUAAAUCGACUCUUGACAUUCCAAAAUAUUGUCGUCCUAAUGUGAAUAAUACUUUACAAGAACAAGCUGAAAGUUUAUUGCCUUUUUAUACAUUCAAUGAAUUAACUCGACAUAAUGAUUCAAAUGAUGCAUGGAUUUGCAUAUUUGGUCAUAUAUAUGAUAUUACAUCACUUAUAAGAAAAGCUCAAGGCACUAAGUUAUAUCAACAAUUGAUUAGUUAUGUUGGCCAAGAUAUAAGUUUCUUAUUUGAUGAAAUAACACAUGAACCACGUAGACGAAUACAUCCACAAACAUUUGAAUCUGUUUCUGCGAUUGAAAAUCUAUCAAUACUUGAAUCAUUAGGUAUACCUUUUUGGCAAACAAAAGAUUUAUUUAUUGGUCGACUAACCGAAUAUCCUCGAUAUAUUCGUCUUAUACAUAAUUUUUCUCCUGAUCAUCCAUUUAUAUUAGAAAUAGCUGAAGAAGAAACAAUUGGACAAAUUGCAAUAAAGUUUUUAAAAUAUAAUUCACACAUAUUUUCUUAUAUAUGGCGAUAUAAUCAACAGAUACUUGAUUUUAAUAAAACUUUAACUGAAAAUGGUAUACCAAAUGAAGAAUUAUUUCAUGAUAAAUAUGGAUGGCGAUCAGAUAAUGAAAAUUGUUCAACAAUUGUACUUUGUUUCUCUGAUGAUUUAACGAUUGCUUAA